Megalops cyprinoides (Indo-Pacific tarpon) is the source of this 3435-nucleotide messenger RNA. Its product is annotated as cytochrome P450 2J2-like. The transcript is spliced from 9 exons. The record is from RefSeq and is a predicted model, not a curated record. Gene Ontology annotation, biological process: xenobiotic metabolic process. Bases 449 to 1945 code for a protein of 498 amino acids. Gene Ontology annotation, cellular component: intracellular membrane-bounded organelle; cytoplasm. Lineage: Eukaryota; Metazoa; Chordata; Actinopteri; Elopiformes; Megalopidae. Gene Ontology annotation, molecular function: iron ion binding; heme binding; oxidoreductase activity, acting on paired donors, with incorporation or reduction of molecular oxygen, reduced flavin or flavoprotein as one donor, and incorporation of one atom of oxygen.
UCCUUCUUGUAUUUGUAUACUUAUUGUACUCUUUUAGUCUCUUAAAUUACCUUACAGAGCAAGAAAACGACUGAAAACGACUGUCUCUCCUUUGAUAUGCAACCGCAAGGGGCGUAGGCUACUUUCUGUAUCCUGCGUGGUGUAUGGAACGAAAUAAUCUAUUUAGAGGUCAUGACCCCUUAUCGGCGAAGGGGGUGGGGGGUAGAUCUGACGGUAAGGGGAGUGAAACACCGAGGUAGCUACUCACCUAGGAGAGCCAGACUGGGAGCAGGUGCGUUCCUCACCGUUACGAUACACAGUACAGUUACUCACACGAUACUAGGGCCGAAUACACUGUGUAGCCUAGUAGUUUUUUAAACAUUCCCUUCGACUGGCUGCGGUUUUCUACUCUUUUGUAUUAGCAGCUGUUCGCUAAGUGCGACCUCUGCUCUCCGUCACUUUUUGCGCAAUGCCACUUUUGUCAGUGCUGUCGCUUUUGGAGUGGGUGGACGUUGGAUUUUGUGUAAUGUUUCUUGCUGUGUUUUUGAUAUUUGCCGACAUUUGGAAAAACAAAUCUCCUAAGGAUUUCCCACCAGGACCGUGGUCACUCCCUAUCUUUGGUGACCUCUUUCGUAUUGAUCCUGCUAAAAUCCAUCUUCAGUUGCUUGAGUUAAAAAAGCAAUAUGGAGACAUUUUUAGUAUUCGACUUGGACCGAGGAUUGUUGUUCUGAAUGGCGUCAAGCUAAUUAAAGAGGCUUUUGUUCAACAUGGCGAAAACUUUGCAGAUCGGCCAUCGGUGCCAUUAUUCACAGACAUCAACAAAAACAAUGGCUUGGUUGGAUCCAAUGGCUAUAUGUGGAAGCAGCAGAGAAGGUUUGCUCUCAUGACUCUGAAGAACUUUGGAGUGGGCAAGAGGAGUCUUGAGUCCUCCAUCCAGGUGGAGUGUAAGUGGCUGAAUGAAGCCAUUGGGAAUGAACAAGGCAGACCAUUUGACCCUCAGUUCAUUGUUAACAACGCUGUUUCUAACAUUAUCUGUUGCCUGGUGUUUGGGGAUCGGUUUGAGUACAGUGACGAGCACUUCCAAAGUCUGCUGAGAUUAAUAAAUGAAGCCAUCUACUUAGAGGGAAGCUUUUGGGCUCAGCUAUACAACAUCUUUCCCUGGGUAAUGCGAAGGGUACCAGGACCCCACAGAAAAAUAUUCGCCCAUUGGGAAACGGUGAUCAACUUUGUGAAGCUGAAAAUUAAGGAACACAGAGAUGACUGGGACCCAUCAACUUCCAGAGACUACAUUGACUGCUUCCUGAGUGAGAUGGAAAAGGUGGAAGACAAUGUGGAGGCAGGGUUUAAUGAGGAGAAUUUGUGUUACUGCACACUGGAUCUGUUUGUGGCAGGAAGUGAGACCACAUCAACCACACUGUAUUGGGCUCUACUGUACAUGAUCAAGUAUCCUGAUGUACAAGAGAAGGUCCAGGCUGAGAUAGACAGAGUGAUUGGACCAUCACGCCAGCCGUCUGUGGCAGACAGAGCCAACAUGCCCUACACUGAUGCUGUGCUCCAUGAGACACAGAGGAUGGGAAACAUUUUGCCCCUGAAUGUGAUUCGAAUGACCACUAAAGACACCACGCUUGGAGAGUAUACCAUACCAAAGGGUACAAUGGUGAUGGGAAUUUUAACAUCUGUGCUGUUUGAUGAGUCUGAGUGGGAGACUCCACACGUCUUUAAUCCAGGACAUUUCCUGGAUGGAGAGGGGAACUUCAGAAGGAGAGAUGCCUUCAUGCCAUUUUCAGCAGGUAAGAGGGUGUGUCUGGGGGAGCAGCUGGCUCGGAUGGAGUUGUUCCUCUUCUUCACCUCUCUUCUGCAGAGAUUCACCUUCUCUCCUCCCCUGGGAGUGGAGCCCAGCCUGGACUUCAGAAUGGGAAUCACACUCAGCCCCAAGGCUUAUGAGCUCUGUGCCACCUCCCGCUGAGCAUAACCAUGUUAGGUGAUGUAGGCUUCAUGGAGGGAUUCAGUCAAAAACCUACACAUAAACGAUAUUUUGAAAAUUAAUUUUUUGCUUGUGAAAGGCAGUUGGGCUAUACGGUUUCCUAGUGUAUGUUGAAAUGAAGUUGAUUAACCCACAGUAAAUGUUCAUGGCAGUUUUCUUAGGGCCCACCUUAAUCUAGCAGAUUGUCAUGACUUCUAGCAGAAUUAUUUCUAUGAUUCUGAAAUCAAAUGAAAAAAGCAUAUCUCGUAACUAUAAAAAUUAUAUGUGUGUACAGCUAUGAUGUAUCAGUACGUCACAUUACAUACAUUAUUAUAUAGCGUUUGUCCAAGGAUAUCUAAAAGGUGUCAUACAUCAAGAUUUUUAAGAAAAGAUGUAGGCACCACUAAGAUACGCUGGCCCACCAACAUCAUGCAUCAAGCCACAUCCGUCGGGACAGAGAAUUUCUGAUAACAUUUCAUUUUCCUCACUCUGCACUCAUAUUUUAUGUAAGUUUGAUAUAAUUAUGCAAUGAUUAGUUAUUGUCCUGACAGUUACACAAAUGUCUGGGCAAGGACAAAGGCAUGCAGCACAGGGUGAAACUUAGAUGUUGUGACUGGACUGGAUCUCAGAAAGGUCAUCCUGUCGGAUGAGAGCAACACUCAAAAGCAGAGCCCUAAAUAUCUCAUUAAUAACAUAUUAGGCAAAAGUAUAAUGCAAUCCCUUACUAGACUGAGAGGUAAGUAUCUCAUACUAUAUAUGUAUCUGCUAGGUAGGUUACCACUACAGUAGACCUAACUACAUAAUUCCAUGAGGCUUGUAUUGCAGGACACUACAUUUCUCUUUAUUAGCAUCAAAGCAACAUGUCACUGUAAUGUUAUGCCAUUCUCUCAUAAGGAAAAAAUAAUAAACAAACUAAAUGUUGCACAUGAGCCAAUAGGCAUUUUGUAUCAGGGUAAGGUAGGUUUUGUCAACCAGGUUUCUUAUUAUCAUGUGAAUUAGUUGGUUGGAUGACGUUAGGGACAGAUGCCCUCCUUCUGUUUGGUGUGUUCUUCCUUGCUGCACAGUUAGAUUUUAAUUGUGGAAGAUAGUUGGUAGUGUAUGCAUGCAUUGGAGUAUUGCACUUGCUGUUCCCGAGCUCUUGUGAAAGACUGCAGAAGAUGUCACAGUGAGAUGAACCUAAUGUACCAUUGGCAAAACCAGAAAGCAUGAAAAAAAGGGGAAAACAUUAAACAAAUUUAAGUCCUUAAUUAUGUGUAAUCUGACUAAAAUCUGUUUUCGGGGGGUAAUGUGUGGGAGCGAAGUUGACAGCAUUACAGUUCAAAGACAGGGCCAUCAAACAUUAAGAUGAGUCCAUUUUUUCAUAUUGCACUUGACUCACACUUGAAAAGUUAACAUCUUGCUGUUUGAGUUUGUUCCAGAAACGUGGUAAAAGCAUGGGGACACUCACAUUACCGGUGCAUUUUACAGGUCUAAGAACCGACUUAGUAAAAAGU